AUGGGGACACUGUCUAGGAUUGGACUAUUUAACAAUGAAGCUCAUUCGUUGCUAACUGAUGAACAGAGACCAACUUUCAGAAAAUUCUUAUUUGAACUUCUCAAAGUUGCUAGUGAAGAUCAAGAUGCUUCAUUAAUAGGAGAGAAUGACAUCACGGAACGAAUAUUAACACAAGGGCACUGCAAAGAAGAGAGAACUGCAAGGAAGACAGCAAAAACAAUCAUAUUCUUGGGACUUCUUGAGCAAACAGAAAUCCCUGCUUCCUGCAAAAGUUCUUUUGAUGUUGUUCGUUUUCGCAUGGAAGAGAGGUUAUCAUACAGUAGCACCGAAAAGGAUAUGGUGCUUUUGCACCAUGAAGUGGAAAUAGAAUACCCAGAUACCCAAAAUACAGAGAAGCAUAGAGCUACUUUACUUGAAUUUGGGAGGACUGUCAAUGGAAACACCACAACUGCCAUGGCCCUUACUGUUGGUAUUCCAGCUGCUGUUGGAGCUCUGCUCUUAUUGACAAACAAGAUUCAGACAAGAGGAGUUUUGAGGCCUAUCGAACCUGAAGUAUACACUCCAGCACUGGAUAUUAUAGAAGCUUAUGGCAUCAAGUUGAUAGAAAAGACUGAGUAA
Sphenostylis stenocarpa is the source of this 618-nucleotide messenger RNA. The record is from the annotation of a GenBank genome assembly. NCBI's taxonomy places the organism in Eukaryota, Viridiplantae, Streptophyta, Magnoliopsida, Fabales, Fabaceae.